Molecule: messenger RNA, 762 nt
Organism: Paramecium tetraurelia
Lineage: Eukaryota; Ciliophora; Oligohymenophorea; Peniculida; Parameciidae
Exons: 1
Source: RefSeq, a predicted model, not a curated record
AUGAAAAUUGACUAAAGUUUAAAGUAAAAACACGAUAAAGUAAAGCAACUUUUUCUACAAGUUCUUAUGGUAAAUGCGUAAUAGAAAAGAUAACUAAAAGUGAUUUCAAUGAGAAAUAACUAUAGAUUAAUGAAAACAUAUAUGUUUAAUUGGCAACUUGCUAACGUGAGAAAGGUUAGAAUGAAGGAUAUUAAGAACUAUGUGAAUAAUUAAUAUCGAUGUAAACAAUAAAAUAGAAUAUUGAAAUUACUUAUUGAUAAUGCUCUCUAGAGAUAAUCUAAGCGCAGGAAAUUGAUAAAAGCAGACAAUUAUUAUAAUAAUAGAAUAUUAAGAAAAUCAUUCAAAUCUCUUCGAAUAAAUGAAAAGUAAAGUAAAUAAGAAUUUUUACAGAAAAUACAAAUGAUUGAUGAAAAAGAAUAAAAAUCUCUAACUAAUCAAAAAGACCUACAAAAGAAUUUAAUGGCUGACGCAUUUCGCUUUUCAAAAUUACUCUUGAAAUCAUUUCUAAAUUGGAAAAAAUACAUAUUUUAACUAGAUUAAUAAGACCAUUAUUUUAGCUAUAUACAAAAUGUUGACAAUUUUGUAACCAAACCAUAGUAGCCUGAAAAAGUAACAAUAGAUAACAGUUCAGAUAGUAAAUCUGAAUAUUGCAUUAUGCUUGAAUAUAAGAUUUAAUUUUAUCAAAAGCACUAAGAUUAAUUAACUAGGUUUCAAAAAGAGAUUUUAAAAAAGGAAAUUUGUUAACUAAAAUAAUAUUUAUGA